CUCCUGUUCCGACGUCGCUCUGUGCUCUUCCUCCUUUCGUCCGUCGCGUUCGUCUCUCUCCUCUCUCCAUCUCUCUCUCUCGUUGUCUUUCUUCAGCUCGCAAAAAAGCCCCAAAAUUCCCAGAUCUCGUUCCAGAACCCUAAAAAUUCCAAGAAGAUCGAUUUAUCCUCUUCGAUCCGAUCAGGUUACUUGUCACGGCCUACAAAACCAUGGUUCAAAUAUAUGAGCAUGAACUGUGGGAUUGGCACAAUCAACAGAUGGAAUAAUGCUUGCAGCAUGAUCACUCGUUUAAGAAGUCUUAAUGUACCCUAAAUCUUAGUGGGCAGCAUGAACAUUGUCAAGGGUGUGGCAGACCUUAUCCGAAGAACAUCUGGUGGUCAUCCAGGAGAAGCGGCCUCAUGGCAACAAGCCGAGAGGUACUCUGUUCCCUCUCCAAGAAUCCGCUUCAGGGAAACUGGCGAUGAGGCAGUUCUGAAUACACUCUGGGAGAGAUAUACGAAUGCUGUUGAUAAGGAAGAGAAGAGAAAGUUAUUUCAAGUUUUUCUCAUGCACUUCCUGCGAGUAUACAAGAAAUGGGAGCCUGAAUAUACUGUGCAGUUAGCAGAGGCUGCUUCAUCUUCCGUGGAUCAUGCAUCAGGUUCUGGGGAUAUCCUUGUUGGAUGCUCUGUUGGACAUCCUGCUGAAAUUAUCCUUGUCCUGACUCAAGAAGUUCAACGUAUGACUGCUGUAGUAGCAGAUGCACAAUCUGUUCCAGACCUAGCUGGGUCAUCCAUGACCUUGAAUAUUGGUGCCGAAGGGUUGCAUGUCUUGGAUGCUUUGACAAUAAUAACCCGUUCAAUGCACAACUGCAGAGUUUUUAGCUACUACGGAGGGAUGCAAAAGCUCACUGCACUAAUGAAAGCUGCAGUUGUUCAACUCAAAUCAGUGAUUGGUGCAUUUGCUACUGAUGAACAUUUAUCACAUCCAAGUAUAGAGAAGACUAGAGUUUUGCAAAAGAUACUUUUAGGUGUUGUUUCGAUAAUUUCUAGCUUCAUAGAUUUGAAUGCAAAUAUGCACGAGAAGUCUCAGUUGUGCUGCAAUAUUGGGGACUGUCCUGUUCCGAAGGACUCAGCAUCUACAGUAGAUCGUUCCAGUGGCUUGAAGGGUUCUAUUUCUGAAGCAAGGUUCCGAUGGCAGCAGAAGGCAAUUGUGUCAGUGUUGGAAGCAGGUGGCCUUAAUUGGUUAGUAGAGCUGCUACGAGUUAUCAGAAGGCUGAGUUUGAAAGAACAAAGGACAGAGAUAUCUCUCCAGUAUUUAACGUUGAACACCCUCAGGUCAGCUUUAUCUGAAAACCCAAGGGCUCAGAAUCAUUUUAGAAGUAUUGGAGGACUGGAAGUUCUACUGGAUGGUCUGAGUCUUUCAUCAACCAACACAUUAGCAUCAACAAAUACAUUUUAUACUGAUGAUGAGAGAUGUGAGAAUCCUAUUUUUGAUAUUUUCCAGCUCCAGAUUCUUUCUUUGGAAGUUCUAAGGGAGGCCGUAUUUGGGAAUUUGAACAAUUUGCAGUUCAUCUGUGAAAUUGGACGGGUACAUAAAUUUGCGAACAACAUUUGUUGGCCUGCUUUCAUGCUUCAGGAGUUGCAACGGCAGAGGGUAGAGUCACCCGUGGGGGUUGAUUUUCCCAUGGUAAUUUUGGACUCUAGAAGGGAGAUCUCUCAGAGCAGUUCUUCCAGUUUGCAUCAAGCCUGUGGUUCUUCUAACUCACUCAAUUGGAAUGAGUAUGCUGUUAAAUUAAGCAGUGUACUCUGUUCUUUCCUUCUUGCUCUGGAAGACAUUGAAUUCCACUGUGGCCAAGCAUCAGUUGGGCGGAGUGGGACACAAGUCUCUUUUGUGUAUUGGGAGCUUUCAAUAAAAUGGGUAAUGAAGGUUCUUCUUACUCUGUUUCCAUGCAUUAAAGCUUGCUCUAAUCAGACUGAGCUGCCGAGCCAUCUCAGGAUUUUAGCCUAUACACUGCAACAUUACAUCCUUUAUGCAUUUAGAAAGGUUCUUGUUUCUUCACCAACAUUACUUGAAGUGUUCCGGGAACAGGGAAUAUGGGACCUUAUCUUUUCCGAGAAUUUUUUCUAUUUUGGAUCUGCUUUAGAAGAAAUUUCUGGAGACAUCAGUAUAUCUUCGGAUGGUUUUCCGCAAAACUUUGAAUUAUGCUCUAAUUCAUCUAAGGUUCAAGCAAAUCCCAGUGAAAUUGAAAUUCUUCAAAUGGAAGUAAUUUCGUUUGUGGAGUUCGCUGCAACGCUAAAUGGGAAUGCACAUAACCUGCCAGAAUGUUCAGCUCUGUUGGAUGCACUUGAACAAUCUGCUUGUAAUCCUGAGAUUGCAAGUGUUCUUGCAAAGAGCCUGCAACGGAUCUUACAACUUGCAGGUGAACAAACGCUUGCCUCUUUUAGGACAUUGGAUGCCAGUGCUCGUGUGCUUAAAGUAGCUUGCAUUCAAGCUCAAGAAUUGAGAAGAUUGGUAAAUUUAAGCCCUCCAGCCGAGAGUGAAUUCCAUGAAGGGGUUCUGCCAAAAUAUUGGCAGAUCUCUACUUCUGCCAAGACUGCCAACAUUUGGAUUAAAUGUAUGGAGGACUCCCUUGAGCUCUUCACUGAAUAUCUUGUCAUCGCAGAUGAUGCAAGAGGUUUGGUUUUGCAUAAUUCCAAAUGUAUUGAUUGCUUGUUUGAUCUGUUCUGGGAAAAGGGGUUGAGAAAGCAUGUGCUGGAGCAUGUUCUUGGGUUGAUGAAGCUACCUCCAUGUUCGGAGGAAGAUCAAAUUGCGAAGUUGCAGUUAUGUUCUAAAUAUUUGGAAACAUUUACUCGUGCAAAGGAAAGGGAGAACAGUUUUGCAGAAUUAUCAAUUGAUCUGUUGGUUGGCAUGAGGGAUCUGCUUCUGAUUGAUCAAAUGUACUAUCAGGCUUUGUUCCGUGAUGGAGAGUGCUUUUUGCACAUCGUCUCUUUGCUAAAUGGCAGCCUUGAUGAGAGAACUGGAGAGCAGUUAGUCCUGAAUGUCCUCCAAACACUGACAUUUCUGCUUACUGGAAAUGAUGCCUCAAAGGCUGCAUUUAGAUCACUUGUUGGUGUGGGUUAUCAAACUCUGCAGAGUUUGCUUUUAGACUUUUGCCAGUGGAGACCAGGUCUGGGGCUUCUGGAUGCUCUACUUGAUAUGCUUGUCGAUGGGAAGUUUGACACCAGAAGCAUUCCUGUAAUAAAGAAUGAAGAUGUGAUUAUCCUUUUCCUCAGUGUCCUGCAGAAGAGCAGUGAUUCGUUGUGGCAUUAUGGGCUUGAUGUUUUUCUGCAACUGCUAAAAGAUUCCAUCACCAAUCGUGCUUCGUGUGUCAGAGCAGGAAUGCUAGGUUUUCUUCUUGAUUGGUUUUCCCUUGAAGAUGAUUAUGACAUGAUUUUCAAAAUUGCACAGCUAAUUCAGGUCAUUGGUGGGUAUAGCAUAUCUGGAACAGAUAUACGUAAGAUAUUUGCUCUUCUCCGCAGUGAGAAGAUUGGGUCUUGCCAGAAGUAUUGUUCAUUGCUGCUGACCAGCAUUCAGUCCAUGCUAAAAGAAAAAGGCCCUACUGCAUUUUUUGAGCUCAAUGGGAAUGACUCUGGAAUCAUAAUAAAAACACCUGUGCAGUGGCCUUACAAUAGAGGCAUUUCUUUUUCGUGUUGGGUCAGAGUAGAAAACUUCCCUGAGACUGGAAUGAUGGGCCUCUUUAGUUUUCUCACUGAAAAUGGGAAAGGGUGCUCUGCUAUGCUUGGAAAAGGCAAACUUGUGGUUGAGUCUAUCAAUCAGAAACGGCAGAUUGUUUCUUUGGAUCUUAACCUUGUUCAGAAAAAGUGGCAUUUUCUUUGUAUAACUCACAGCAUUGGAAGAGCUUUUUCUGGGGGAAGCCUGCUGCGGUGUUUUAUGGAUGGUGAUCUUGUAUCCUCUGAAAAAUUCAGGUAUGUGAAGGUUAAUGAUGUUUUGACACGUUGUUCAAUUGGAGCAAAAGUAGUUCCUCCUCCAAAUGAAGAAGACAACUCUCUGUUCCCAAUGAAAGAUACAUUUCCUUUUCUUGGUCAGAUUGGUCCGGUUUAUAUGUUUGGUGAUGCCAUUUCUUCUGAGCAAAUCAGGGGUAUAUACUCCCUAGGACCAAGUUACAUGUAUUCUUUCCUUGAUAAUGACAUUACCCUUGCCUCUGAUGGUCCACUUCCCAAUGGAAUUCUUGAUGCUAAAGAUGGUCUUGCAUCGAAAAUCAUUUUCGGUUUAAAUGCACAGGCCAGCGAUGGUAGGACGUUGUUUAAUGUUUCCCCAAUGCUUGAUCAUACAUUGGAUAAGAAUUUGUUUAAAGCUGUGGUUAUAGAUGGGACUCAGUUAUGUUCCCGCCGCUUGCUGCAACAUAUCAUUUACUGUGUUGGGGGUGUUUCUGUAUUCUUUCCACUCUUGACUCAGUUUGAUAAGUCUGAAGAACCAGAAAGUGGACAUCUUGAAUAUACAUUGCUUAGAUCUAUUACAAGGGACAGACUAGCUACUGAAGUUAUCGAGCUCAUCGCUUCUGUAUUAGAUGAGAAUAUAGCAAAUCAGCAGCAGAUGCAUCUUCUUUCAGGAUUUUCAAUCCUCGGCUUCUUACUUCAAUCAGUUCCCCCUCAGCAACUUAAUUUGGAAAUUCUUUCAGCUCUGAAACGCAUGCUUAAUGUUGUGGGAAACUGCGGCAUGUCAGAGCUAGUGAAAGAUGCUAUUUCGAGGAUAUAUUUGAAUCCCCAUAUCUGGGUAUAUGCGGAUUACACAGUACAACGUGAACUUUAUAUGUUCCUCAUCCAACAUUUUGAAAGUGAUCCAAGAAUGUUAGCAACUCUGUGUUGCCUCCCUCGGGUUAUUGAUAUAAUACGCCAAUUUUAUUGGGAUAAAUUGACAGGUCGAUCUGCUUUUGGGAGCAAACCACUUUUGCAUCCCGUGACUAGACAAGUGAUUGGGGAGAGACCAGGUCAAGAAGAACUUCAUAAGAUCCGCCUUCUUCUAUUAAGUCUUGCUGAAAUGAGUUUAAGGCAGACUAUUGCAGCAUCUGAUAUAAAAGCCCUUGUGGCCUUUUUUGAGAGAAGUCAGGAUAUGGCAUGCAUUGAGGACAUAUUGCAUAUGGUUCUUCGUGCCAUUUCCCAAAAGCCAUUGCUAAUGUCUUUUCUAGAGCAAGUCAAUUUACUCGGUGGCUGUCACAUCUUUAUUAAUCUUCUUCGGAGAGAAAUGGAGCCAAUUAGACUUCUGGGUUUGCAGUUUCUGGGAAAGCUUUUGGUUGGUGUUCCAUCUGAGAAGAAGGGACCAAGAUUUUUCAAUCUUGCUGUUGGACGACCCAAAUCUCUUUCAGAGAGCCAGAGGAAAGUGCAUACAAGAUUUCAAUCAAUUUUUUCUGCAAUCUCUGAUAGAUUGUUUAUGUUUCCGCAAACAGACAUUUUGUGUGCCACAUUGUUUGAUGUGCUUCUUGGUGGUGCUAGUCCAAAACAGGUUUUACAGAAACACAGUCAACCUGAAAAGCAAAGGAAUAAAAGAAAUGGAUCCAGUGGCUUCUCUUCCCACUUCUUUCUUCCUCAGACUUUGGUUCUCAUUUUCAAAAUUUUGUCAAGCUGUGAGGAUAUGCGUACAAGAGGAAAGAUCUUAAGAGAUCUACUUGAUUUGAUUGACUCGAAUCCUUCAAAUACCGAAGCUUUGAUGGAAAAUGGGUGGAUAUCUUGGUUAGAGACAUCUGUGAGGCUUGAUGUAUUUAAGAACUACAAAGCCGACUCACAAGUUCAAGCUGAUGGUUCUAUGAAAAACGAGCAGAAUCUCGUGAGAAGAAUAUUCUCUUCUGUUCUUUCCCACUAUAUAUGUUCUGUAAAAGGUGGCUGGCAGCAACUAGAAGAGACAGUGAAUUUCUUACUGUUGGACUCUGAACAAGCAGAUCAUUCGCACCAACACUUGCUUCGGGAUAUUUUUGAGGAUUUAAUAGAAAGGCUGGUAGCAUUAUCAUCUGAAGAGAACAUUUUUGUCUCCCAGCCAUGUCGAGACAAUACAUUAUAUCUGUUAAGACUGGUUGAUGAGAUACUUAUUAGUGAAAGAGGUCAUAAGCUUCCGUUUCUUGAAGGUAGCUUUCCCUCUGGUAUUUCCCCUGAUCACCUGGAAUUGGAAAGCCACAAAGACAUCAGCUCUGCAUCAGUUGAGGCCGUGCAAGGAGAAGUUGAGGGCCAACUUAUUAGAUAUCCACAGGGCUUUAAGCAACCUUUCUCAGAUGAAGAUGUAAUGGAAGAUGGGUGGUGGAGUUUAUAUGACAAAAUGUGGGUUCUUAUUAGUGAGAUGAAUGAUAAGGGACCAAGUAAGAUUUUCCCCAAAGCUUCAACUACAGGGGGACCCUCUUUUGGCCAAAGAGCGCGUGGCUUAGUAGAAUCAUUGAAUAUCCCUGCUGCUGAAAUGGCAGCAGUAGUUGUCUCAGGAGGAAUUGGCAAUGCCCUGGGCGGAAAAUCAAAUAAAUAUGUUGAUAAGGCUAUGCUAUUGCGAGGAGAAAAAUGUCCAAGAAUUGUUUUCAGACUAGUGAUCCUCUAUCUCUGUGAAUCUGGUCUAGAACGAGCAUCAAGAUGUGUGCAGCAUUUCAUUUCACUUCUUCCUUGUCUUCUCACAGCUGAUGAUGAGCAAAGCAAGAGCAGAUUGCAGCUUUUUAUUUGGUGCUUGCUCAUUGUGAGGUCACAAUAUGGAAUGCUGGAUGAUGGGGCCCGUUUUCAUGUUAUAUCACACUUGAUUCGAGAGACUGUUAAUUGUGGGAAGUCCAUGCUUGCCACUAGUAUCUUAGGAAGAGAUGAUUCAUCUGAUUCAAGUAACAAUAUAAAAGAAGCUGGCUCCAUUGACAAUUUAAUUCAAAAAGACCGAGUUCUUGUUGCGGUUGUUGAUGAAGCAAAAUACAUAAAAACUUCAAAAGCAGAUCGCACAAAGCAGUUGCAGGAGCUUCGUUUUAGGAUUGAUGAAGCUGCUUCUGCAGAGCUUACUCAGAAGAAAGCCUUCGAAGAUGAGAUCCAAGCUAGCUUGAUCGCCAUACUCUCUUCAGAUGACAGCAGGAGAGUUGUUUCCCAGCUUGCAUAUGAUGAAGACCAGCAAAUUGUUGCUGAGAAGUGGGUACAUAUGUUUCGUGCUUUGAUUGAUGAGAGAGGUCCAUGGUCAGCUAAUCCUUUUCCAAAUAGUACCGUGACACACUGGAAACUUGAUAAGACAGAAGACAGAUGGCGGAGGAGACUAAAACUGAAAAGGAAUUAUCAUUUUGAUGAACAGCUCUGCCUGCCUCCUGCUACUGCCUCUUGUAAUGACACCAGCCAUAUCAUCAAUGAAGGCCAUUUUCCUGAGAAAAUGAAGCGCUUUCUCUUGAAAGGUAUACGUGGUAUUACAGAAGAGGGAACCUCAGAACCUUGUGAAACAGAAACUGAGUCAAGUGGGCAGGCGGUCGCUAUUCACAGUGAUUCUUCAGAUAACCAGUGUUCAGAGUAUGUGAAAGACUCCAUGGAUCAGAAGGAUAUUGUCCAGGAUAUUAAGGAUCCUUCAUCAAGUACAACAGAUACAGAAACAAGUGAGGUUCUUUUGUUCAUUCCAUGCGUGCUUGUAACACCAAAGAGAAAAUUGGCUGGACAUUUAGCGGUCAAGCCAAAUAUUCUUCAUUUCUUUGGGGAAUUCUUUGUGGAAGGAACUGGAGGAUCAUCUGUCUUUAACAGGUUUCAUGUUUUAUGUAAUCCUGAUACUACCAAGUCACAGAAAGGGGUCAUGAAUUUUGAUGUGGACUUUGAGAAAGGCAAUACUAUUGAUAGCAUUGGCACUAGUUCUGACACUAUGCUUCAAAACCAGCCUAAUAAAAUGAAGCGUCAUCGCAGAUGGCAUGUUUGCAAGAUAAAAGCUGUCCACUGGACUCGGUAUUUACUACGCUACACGGCAAUAGAGAUAUUCUUCAAUGAUUCUGUUGCUCCUGUAUUUUUAAAUUUUGCAUCCCAAAAAGAUGCCAAAGAUGUUGGAACACUGAUAGUUUCCUCAAGAAAUGAAUUAUUAUUCCCAAAGGGAAGUGCCAAGGAUAGGAAUGGAGUUAUUUCCUUCAUUGAUAGACGUAUAGCACAGGAGAUGGCAGAAAUUGCUAGGGAUAGUUGGCGGCGAAGGGACAUAAGCAACUUUGAAUACCUAAUGAUACUUAACACACUCGCAGGAAGAUCCUAUAAUGAUUUGACUCAGUAUCCCGUCUUUCCUUGGGUAUUGGCUGAUUAUUCCUCUGAAAAACUCGACUUUAACAAGUCCUCAACGUUUAGAGACCUUUCAAAACCUGUUGGUGCAUUGGAUUUGAAGCGUUUUGAGGUUUUUGAGGAUAGAUAUCGUAACUUCUGUGAUCCUGAUAUUCCAAGUUUUUACUAUGGGUCUCAUUAUUCAAGCAUGGGGAUUGUGCUUUAUUACUUACUUAGGUUAGAGCCUUUUACAGCUCUGCACCGUAAUUUGCAGGGUGGUAAGUUUGACCAUGCUGAUCGCCUUUUUCAAAGCAUUGAGGGCACAUAUCGGAAUUGCCUUUCUAAUACAAGUGAUGUGAAGGAAUUGAUACCUGAAUUCUUUUACAUGCCUGAAUUCCUUAUGAAUUCCAACUCUUAUCAUCUGGGUGUGAAGCAAGAUGGUGAACCUUUAGGUGAUGUUUCCCUCCCACCUUGGGCAAAGGGCUCCCCUGAAGAAUUCAUACACAGAAACCGAGAAGCCUUAGAAAGUGAAUAUGUAAGCUCUAAUCUUCAUCACUGGAUCGACCUAGUAUUUGGUUACAAACAGCGUGGCAAGCCUGCUGUAGAGGCGGCAAAUGUAUUUUAUUACCUAACAUAUGAAGGUGCUGUUGAUUUGGAUACCAUGGAAGAUGAAUUGCAACGAUCUGCCAUUGAAGACCAGAUAGCAAAUUUUGGCCAGACACCGAUCCAGAUCUUCCGUAAAAAACAUCCUAGAAGAGGGCCACCAAUUCCCAUUGCCCAUCCUUUAUAUUUUGCCCCUGCAUCAAUCACUUUGACUUCAAUCAUUCCUAAUACAACUUAUCCACCAUCUGCUGUAUUAUUUAUUGGCGUGCUGGACUCAAUUAUUGUCCUUGUGAACCAGGGCCUAAUCAUGUCGGUCAAGAUGUGGUUGACAACUCAAUUGCAAUUGGGUGGAAACUUUACCUUCUCUGGUUCACAGGAUCCCUUUUUUGGAAUUGGUUCUGAUGUUCUUUCCCCUCGCAAAAUUGCUGCUCCCUUGGCUCAGAAUGUUGAGCUUGGAAAACAGUGCUUUGCUACAUUGCAAACACCAUCUGAAAACUUUUUGAUCUCAUGUGGCAAUUGGGAGAAUAGCUUCCAGGUUAUAUCCCUGAAUGAUGGCAGGAUGGUGCAGAGCAUCCGGCAGCACAAAGAUGUGGUCAGCUGCGUCACAGUGGCAUCUGAUGGAAGUGUCCUUGCUACUGGAAGUUAUGACACCACGGUCAUGGUAUGGGAUGUUUUCCGUGGCAGAGGCACAGACAAGAGAGUUCGAAGUACACAAACUGAACUGCCCAGAAAAGACUAUGUCAUCGUCGAAAAUCCCUUCCACAUCCUCUGUGGUCAUGAUGAUGUCAUCACAUGCUUAUUUGUUAGUGUGGAGCUUGAUAUAGUUAUCAGUGGGUCAAAAGAUGGGACCUGUAUUUUUCACACCCUGAGAGAAGGAAGAUACGUAAGAUCCAUUCGGCACCCAUCUGGUAGUCCCCUGUCAAAACUGGUUGCAUCUCAGCACGGGCAGCUAGUGUUUUAUGCUGAAAAUGAUCUCGGCCUCCACUUGUACUCUAUUAACGGAAAACACAUUGCCAACUGUGAAUCCAAUGGCCGCCUCAACUGUAUCGAACUCAGUAGUUGUGGUGAGUUCCUUGCCUGCGCAGGUGACCAAGGACACAUAGUUCUGCGAUCUAUGCACUCACUUGAGGUUGUGAGAAGAUACGAUGGAGUUGGGAAGAUGAUUACAUCUCUAACUGUAACCCCAGAAGAAUGCUUCUUAGCUGGCACCAAGGAUGGGAGCCUCCUCGUAUAUUCUAUAGAAAAUCCCCAGCUCCGAAGAAGUAGCCUUCCGCGGAACAUGAAGCACAGACCUUAUACAACAGGAUGAUCCAGAUAUUUAAAACUACAGCACUGAAACAUUUAUUAUCAGCAUUGACCGAUGAUGUGACCCCAAGUUUUCUACUCUGAGAGCACCAACUCGGCAUCAGCUUGGGCCUGGUCAACCCUGGACAUUACUCCAGCAGGAAAGGCGUCCCAGGGCAAUUUACGGCUGUGCCAGUGUAUAUGCACACGAAAAACUCCCCUAAAUCUAGCUUCUGCCAGCUGGUUGGCUUGAAGAUCUGAAGGGCAUUCAUAAAACAUCAUCAAUGUAGCAGACCCCACAUUCUGUUAGUGUCUCCCAGCCCCGCACACUGGGGUGCCCACAUGAUUCUUUCUCAUCUGUAUAUUCUGUACAAUAUGCGUCGGGGUCCCGUAUGGCCAAUUCAGGUGAUCGAAUUCAAUAUUUUCUAAAUACGACUGAAUUGGUCUCAUGUAUGAAUAGGGAGAUACGUGUUGUGUUACAGCAACGGUGAAGUUCAUCCAAGUCAUCUUUGCUGUUUUGAGAUGGAAAGGGUCUCUUUUGAAUUGGUUUUUGUGGCCUGUCUGAGGUAACGUCAAAACACUUCAAUUUUCAAGUGUAAAUGCUGCACUGUAUAACCUGUGGCUAAUGCGGGAAACCCCUGUAUUUUUAUUUUUUUUCCAGAGUAAUAAGCCUGGGCAAUAGGAUGGUUCAUUGGUGGAA
Messenger RNA from Magnolia sinica, 10779 nucleotides. Its product is annotated as BEACH domain-containing protein B. The record is from RefSeq and is a predicted model, not a curated record. Bases 328 to 10104 code for a protein of 3258 amino acids. Gene Ontology annotation, molecular function: protein binding. The transcript has 42 exons. NCBI's taxonomy places the organism in Eukaryota, Viridiplantae, Streptophyta, Magnoliopsida, Magnoliales, Magnoliaceae.